Peronospora matthiolae is the source of this 210-nucleotide messenger RNA. Lineage: Eukaryota; Oomycota; Peronosporomycetes; Peronosporales; Peronosporaceae. The record is from the annotation of a GenBank genome assembly.
AUGGACCAGUCGUCUUCCGUCGCUGAACCCGGCUCUUCGCCUCCGAGCUCUGAUCCGCGUCCGACGAUGGCUGAUGUGCUUGGUAAGCAGGAACACCUUCGCCGCGACCACGCCGAGGCUGACGCUGCGCGUCGUCGGGUUGAGACUCCCCAGCCUCUCGCAAGUGACAUCGAGUGGAUUGAGCGCCAAUACGCCGCUGGUGGUGAUUAG